CCCUCCCCUUCGUCUUUCUCUUUAUUUUCACAUUUCUUAACCAAGCCACAAAAAACCCCUCUCCAACUCCAUUGGUAAAACAAAAAGAUCUUGAGCUUAAUGGGUCUUGAUGGGGAUGCAUGUAAUACUGGCCUUGUUCUGGGGUUAGGCUUCUCCUCCACCCUUGAAACUCCCACUAAGAAGCCAUCAUGUCUCAAGUUUGAACAACAACGGCCACCCACGACGGCGGCGCCACCGCCAUGUUUUGAACCGUCGUUGACCUUGGGGCUUUGUGGUGAUCAGUUUUACCAAGUGACCAAAAAGAUUGACGUCAAUAAAGGUGGUUAUCUUCUUCAUCACCAUGAUCAGGAGCCUACAGCCGAUGAUUUGUAUCGUCGUCAAGCUUCUCCCUAUAGCGCUGUUUCUUCGUUUUCUAGUGUCAGAGUCAAGAGAGAAAGAGAGCUUAGCAGCGAGGAAGUAGAGAUAGAGAAGAACUCAUCUAGAGUUAGUGAUGAAGAUGAAGACGGUGUUAAUGCAAGAAAGAAACUUAGGCUCACUAAAGAACAAUCUGCUCUUCUCGAGGAAAGCUUCAAACAGCAUAGCACUCUCAACCCCAAGCAAAAGCAAGCUUUAGCAAAGCAAUUGAACAUGACGGCUAGACAAGUUGAAGUUUGGUUCCAGAACAGGAGAGCAAGGACAAAGCUCAAGCAAACUGAGGUGGACUGUGAGGUCUUGAAGAAGUGUUGUGAAACACUGACAGAUGAAAACAGGAGACUACAAAAGGAACUACAAGAACUCAAGGCACUGAAAAUGGCGGCUCAGCCUUUUUACAUGCAGAUGCCGGCGGCUACUCUCACCAUUUGCCCUUCUUGUGAAAGAAUAGGCGGUGUUGCCGACGUCAAUUCCAAGAGCCCAUUUUCGAUGGCUUCGAAGCCUAAUUUCUACAAUCCCUUCUCCAAUCCUUCUGCAGCAUGUUGAUCAAGUUCUUUGGAACUUGGUAUAGGAAGAAGACUACCUGCCACAACCCAUUUUUUGGUUAAAGGGCUUUGUAGUGAAUAAAAAAGUUAGCUAAUUUGUAGAAAACAAAAUUGUAUAAUUACUGAUCAAUCUUUUCAUCUUUUUCUUUCUUUCAAAUAUAUAUGUUUGUAAAUGAUCAUUAGAAGAAGAUAUAGUAUCUAUGAAGCGAUUACUCUUAUUAUUAUUAAUUCUUUCCUUCCGUAUCUAAUGAUAGAUUUCUUGU
Hibiscus syriacus is the source of this 1219-nucleotide messenger RNA. Its product is annotated as homeobox-leucine zipper protein HAT22-like. The coding region runs from base 100 to 957 and encodes 285 amino acids. The record is from RefSeq and is a predicted model, not a curated record. Gene Ontology annotation, molecular function: sequence-specific DNA binding; DNA-binding transcription factor activity, RNA polymerase II-specific. Lineage: Eukaryota; Viridiplantae; Streptophyta; Magnoliopsida; Malvales; Malvaceae. The transcript is spliced from 3 exons. Gene Ontology annotation, biological process: regulation of DNA-templated transcription.